Cryptotermes secundus is the source of this 1326-nucleotide messenger RNA. RefSeq lists its product as uncharacterized. The coding region runs from base 1 to 1326 and encodes 441 amino acids. The record is from RefSeq and is a predicted model, not a curated record. The transcript has 9 exons. Lineage: Eukaryota; Metazoa; Arthropoda; Insecta; Blattodea; Kalotermitidae.
AUGGGAAUUCCAUCACCUAAGAAACCUGAUGGUCCAGCCGAGACUCGAGCUGGUACCUCGCGAAGUCGUGAUACUCGCUGCGGUAACAGGGUGAAUGUAGCAGCAUCAUUUACAAUGCGGAAGGUUCCUAUAGCUCUGAUAAGUUUAUUUACUUGCUGUGCCCUCGGGAUUGACAUCGAUGUCGCUAUUAAGCUCAUCUCUGAAUUCAUAACUGAGAACAAACUGAAAACCGCAAUAGCCAUGACUUGCUGGAAGAAACCAGAUCAAUUGAAGCUAGCUAAACGCUUGUCAGAAAAGAAUGUGCCGUUGAACACGCUUGAGCACUGUGAAGACUCGACCAAUUGCUCAGUUCUGGAAGCGGAAUACAGACAUUUGGCUGUCAUUGCUGAUCUGCGGUGUGCUGGCAGUUUCGAGAUCCUUACACAGGCUUCAAACCGCAGCUUCUUCAAGGGGCUGCACUUCUGGCUACUGUUAUCCAUGUCUGGAGAGACACUUGUUUCAGUUGAUGAUCCUGUGAUGAUUGCCAUGGAAACACUGAAACUGCGACUAGACAGCCAGGUGACUCUGGCUCGUCCAGGACCUGAUUUCAACCAAGUCCUGUUACAGAAUAUCUACAGGCUUGCAGAUCAACCUCUCACAGUGACUUCUCCCCGUGGCUGGAGUCCUGGAAGGCUCUUGCCACAUGCACCACGGAGGGACGAUUUCAAGGAAAUAGUUCUCAAAGCAGGAGUUGCCGUUAUAGAUGAUCCAUGGGAACACUUUCUGGACUUGAACUACAGACACUUGAAUACGAUGAGCAAAUUGAGCUACGUAUUAACAUGUUACCUUGCUGAGAUGCUCAACUUCAGCACAACGAUCUCCGAAUACACUGAAUGGAUUUCGAUGCUAUCGUGUACUUCAGAUAGGAGACUCCCACGGCGGAUGGAACUGGUGCUCACUGAUGCGUGGGGGUUUCCGAUAAAUGGUACGAAAUGGUAUGCUGGGGUAGCAGGGCUCCUGCAGCGCGGCCUAGUGGACAUUGGAGCCACCACCCUCUUAAUCAAGAGUGCCCGACUGGACGUCGUCGACUAUGCGGCAGAAGCAUUUCCUUUCGUGGGGAACUUCAUGUUCUUGAAGCCGUCGCUUUCCGAAAUGUCGAUCAUCUACACGCUGCCCUUCAGCCGGACGGUGUGGAUCACCUACGCCCUCAUAGUGGCUACUUUAACAGUUGCCCUGGUUUUCUCCAUGAGAACGGAGCAGUCCCUGAAGCCGUCGGAACAUGAUCAUCCAGUGAGAUGGAGUGACGCUGUGUUGAAUUCAAUCGGUAUCGUGUGUCAGCAAGGUUAA